AUUCUGAUUGAACGAAGAAACGUUCGGAUUGGGAACGGUACAUCGUAGCCUUUUUCUCUUGGGAUAUUUUUCAUCCACAAUGACGAAGGGUACAUCCAGCUUUGGUAAGCGGCGUAAUAAGACGCACACGUUGUGCAGGAGAUGUGGACGUAGCUCCUACCACAUCCAGAAGUCACAAUGUGCGCAAUGUGGCUAUCCUGCUAAGAAAAUGCGUUCAUAUAAUUGGUCAAUCAAGGCGAAGAGGAGGAAGACCACUGGUACUGGCCGUAUGCGUCAUCUUAAGAUCGUACGCCGUAAAUUCAAGAAUGGAUUCAGGGAAGGCUUACCAAAACCCAAAGCUGUUGCAGCUAAGUAAUACAUUGACUUCUCUUUGUCUUAUUGUCUAAUUAAGUUGUAAUUUUGACUAUCAAUAAAAAAUCCAAUUACAAAA
Messenger RNA from Trachymyrmex septentrionalis, 430 nucleotides. It is a transcript of the gene RpL37a, whose product is annotated as 60S ribosomal protein L37. The transcript is spliced from 4 exons. Gene Ontology annotation, cellular component: ribosome; cytosolic large ribosomal subunit. Gene Ontology annotation, biological process: translation. The record is from RefSeq and is a predicted model, not a curated record. Bases 80 to 355 code for a protein of 91 amino acids. Lineage: Eukaryota; Metazoa; Arthropoda; Insecta; Hymenoptera; Formicidae. Gene Ontology annotation, molecular function: structural constituent of ribosome; RNA binding.